Messenger RNA from Morus notabilis, 709 nucleotides. RefSeq names its product ubiquitin. The record is from RefSeq and is a predicted model, not a curated record. Gene Ontology annotation, molecular function: protein tag activity; ubiquitin protein ligase binding; oxidoreductase activity, acting on the CH-CH group of donors. NCBI's taxonomy places the organism in Eukaryota, Viridiplantae, Streptophyta, Magnoliopsida, Rosales, Moraceae. Gene Ontology annotation, cellular component: nucleus; cytoplasm; membrane. The coding region runs from base 115 to 564 and encodes 149 amino acids. The transcript has a single exon. Gene Ontology annotation, biological process: protein ubiquitination; modification-dependent protein catabolic process.
CCAUUUUAUUUGACAGACCUAAUCCAAUUAUCCAACUUUCCCUUUCCACUCUUCCCGAAUCCCGAUCACUUCACCCAAAAAUCUCUCCUUUUUCCUUCGAUUUCCUCUGAAAAUAUGCAGAUCUUCGUGAAAACCCUAACCGGCAAGACCAUCACUCUCGAGGUCGAGAGCUCCGACACCAUCGACAACGUCAAGGCCAAGAUCCAGGACAAGGAGGGAAUUCCGCCGGACCAGCAGCGUCUGAUCUUCGCCGGAAAACAGCUCGAAGACGGCCGAACCCUCGCCGACUACAACAUCCAGAAGGAGUCCACUCUCCAUCUGGUUCUUCGUCUCCGCGGCGGCGGCGGUGGCGCUGACCAUGGGGCUUUUCGCAGCCAUCUACGUCCCUUGUCUCCUCAUCUUCUGAUUUACAAGCCGCAGCUCUCUUCGACCCUUUCUAUUACCAAUAGAAUCUCUGGAGGUAUAGCCGCUGUCAUGAUUGUUGUCGCUGCUUUGGGAAUCACUACCAAUUCUUAUCCGAUUUUUCAGAACUUUUCUCAAUCGAAAAGAAAGGAUUCUUCUUAGACCAGCAAUGUCUGAUCGCGUCUGAUUUCGGUCUGUUUCUGUGUUAGCCAUGGUUUCUUUCAUGUUUUCUGUUAAUUCGGUUCAAUCGGAACCAAAAUGAGACUCGUUGUUUCGCAAUCGUAAUAAAGAUGACAUUUUGCUAUUU